UGUGAUUCGUCGAUUAGAAUAAAAUGCGUGGACAUUUGAUUAUCAUCAAUCAUAUAUUGUCAUCAAUUGAUCAAUCUGUCAAUUUCAACUAAUAAUAAUGAUGAUAAGUUCAAUUUCGAUCUUGGCGUUUUCAAUACUUUUGCUAUGUUCACCAUUGCCAUUAUUGUUCAAAGAAGUUGAUUGUUGGCCAGUCAACGAGAAUGUUAAACAGCAGAAAAUUGAACAGGAUAUCGCUGUCAAACAGAUAAAAGCCUGUGAAUUGGAUCCAGAAUGUUUUGGGUGUUGGAAAAGUGUCGAUAAACAAUUAAUAACCAAAGCAUCGAAUGAAUUUUCUGCCUGCCGAUUGCCAUCAUGGAUGUCUGUACCGUUCAGGAAUGUCGAACAGGAUUAUUGCUGCCAAUUAUGGUCAACAUUUGAUUGUCGUUCGGAAAUUGCCUCUCGACAUUGUACAUUGGCUGGCUACAUAAAAUAUCGUCGUAAUAUGAUUGUAUGGGCAAAUAGUCUCAUGUCUAACAAUAUUUGUGCAUUGUUUGAAUAUGAAUCCGAAAAAUGUCGGCCACAACAACAAAAGAAUUUUAUUCUCGAUGAAUUUGAUGAUGUUAGGCAAUUCAUGUGACAAUGAUCAAGCAAAUUGUGAAUCAUUUAUUUUUAAAGUAAUUAAUAAAUUGCCAAAGAAAAUUGAGAACAAAAUAUAAA
Messenger RNA from Dermatophagoides farinae (American house dust mite), 696 nucleotides. RefSeq lists its product as uncharacterized. The record is from RefSeq and is a predicted model, not a curated record. NCBI's taxonomy places the organism in Eukaryota, Metazoa, Arthropoda, Arachnida, Sarcoptiformes, Pyroglyphidae.